Messenger RNA from Cucurbita moschata (crookneck pumpkin), 602 nucleotides. Its product is annotated as chemocyanin-like. Gene Ontology annotation, molecular function: electron transfer activity. Bases 1 to 582 code for a protein of 193 amino acids. The record is from RefSeq and is a predicted model, not a curated record. Gene Ontology annotation, cellular component: plasma membrane. The transcript has 3 exons. NCBI's taxonomy places the organism in Eukaryota, Viridiplantae, Streptophyta, Magnoliopsida, Cucurbitales, Cucurbitaceae.
AUGAGCGUGAAAGGAUUGAAGACACUGGUCGCGAAAGAAGUUUUGGAAGUUAGUGAAGAGAAUCAAUCUCAAAACCGCCCACUACUUCUCCACAAGAAACAAUGGAAAAGAAAAAGGCAAGUUUGGUAUGUUUUACUUAUCUUUAUAACCAUCAUUUUCAAGCUUCAAAGGAAUACAAUUGUUUUACAUAUCUUUUCUGAGAGCUACUUCGACUUCACGAAUGGCUCGACACGAGGGGAGCAGUGGAGCGGUUUCGAUGAGCACGGUGGCUGUUGCAAUGGCGUUGCUGCUGCAACUUUUGUUGUUGGCGACUCGAACGGAUGGAACCUGGGUGUGGAGGGAUGGCCUAAUGGGAAGGUGUUUAGAGCGGGUGACAUAUUAAGAUUCAACUAUAACCCGAUAGUUCACAACGUGGUAGCAGUGGACGAGGGGGGUUAUAGAAGCUGCAUAGCUCCAAGAGGCGCCAAAGUGUUCAAUUCAGGCAAGGAUGAGAUCAUGCUCUCAACCGGACACAGCUUCUUCAUAUGCACCACGCCAGACCACUGCCAAGUUGGGAUGAAAAUUGCUAUCAAUUCCCUCUAGUUCUCGACCACCCCGUCUCG